CUAACAUGUCCGUCGUGCAGCCUACAAAACGAGCCAAAGCUGCCGUUGGCCUCAUCCUUGUGCUUGUUAUCGGAAGCGAUGGCUUAGAUCUGUCUUUAAGACCGCACUCGAAGCCUUCCAGCGUAUCCUACCCUUGCCGCUUUGUCGUCGGUCCGACUCGCCUCGCGAAGCCCCAUCGGCAUCCGCGAUUACCGAUGAGAGGAUAUCGAUAUCCGACAGUGCGGGGGGCAGGCGACUCUCUUAGUAGUGAGCCUUCGCAGAAUCGCCCUUCUUGGGCUUGGGUUUGGAUGCCGACGUGGUUGUUUACCAUGAAUCCGCUAGCUCAGUUUUUGACUACCAUGGGAUUUUAUUUACUGCAUAUUCUCGUUCUGUCGCAGCGGCAGCUGGUCUUUCCGAUCCAGUUGAUACCCAACGAGAAAGGUCAAUUUGCUUCGAUUGGUUAUGACUCUAUUGCUGGGAUUCUUGUCGCCGUGUGUUACACAAUAUUGCGGAAAGCAUCUACGCAAUCCUCAUUGCAAUCAUCGUCGGAGGCCCCUUUUCCCGCACUCUUCAAGAGUCCGACGUCUGAUGCUCCCUGGAAGCUGCCAAGCAACCACAUAAGACACCGAGUCUCAAGCUUCCUGACAAUCAUUCUGCUAGUACAGGCCUACUUCUUUACGGGUCGCUUUAGUUUGUUUUGGGAAGAUACACUGUACACAAUGUCGGGACUCGGAUGGCCCUUGACGGCUCCCAUGCACCGCAGUCUUUGCGUAUUGUUCGGGCACUUGAGUUGGCUAAUAACGGGAACCUUGCUUUUGCGAUUUGUACCUCGACCACCGCGAUUUUUUGGGCCCAAAGCCGUCUACAACACCGACGAUGAUGAUGCGGUUUCAAGCAAGAGUCCAGCAAAACCGGCCUACCGGUGGUUUCGGUCCAGUAUUCGCCGCAACUGGGUAUGGUGGGUCGUAGGUGGCUACUUUGUCAGCAGUUGGCUUUUUAACAUUACUGACGUCAUUAAUCAGUUUGUCUUGCCGACGGCUGUCUUGGAAGAUGCGCAAGAAUCGGUAGUAUCCCAGUUGGUCAAUCCAGAACACAACGAUAUCGCGGCUAGUGUCGCUGGGUACAUAGCGCCAUGCCUGACUGCCCCUUGGUGGGAAGAAGUUUUGUAUCGUGGGUUUCUCCUUGCGGGACUGUCACAGCUACUGGGAUAUCCCUGGGCAGUCUUUGUACAGGGUCUUAUCUUUUCGGCCCACCACAUGUCUUUGACAGCCGCUCUGCCGCUAGCUGUCCUAGGAUGGACCUGGGCGAUUCUAUACACCAAAUGCCGCAAUCUUUUUACAGUAAUUUUUGUACACGCCCUCUGGAACUCACGGGUAUUCCUGGGAUCAUGGCUCGGAUUAUAG
Molecule: messenger RNA, 1382 nt
Organism: Phaeodactylum tricornutum CCAP 1055/1
Lineage: Eukaryota; Bacillariophyta; Bacillariophyceae; Surirellales; Neidiaceae
Exons: 1
Coding region: 6-1382 (458 amino acids)
Biological process (GO): CAAX-box protein processing
Cellular component (GO): membrane
Molecular function (GO): metalloendopeptidase activity
Source: RefSeq, a predicted model, not a curated record